This is a messenger RNA of Acanthochromis polyacanthus (spiny chromis), 9729 nucleotides long. RefSeq names its product pleckstrin homology domain interacting protein (gene phip). Gene Ontology annotation, cellular component: nucleus. Gene Ontology annotation, molecular function: protein binding. NCBI's taxonomy places the organism in Eukaryota, Metazoa, Chordata, Actinopteri, Pomacentridae. The record is from RefSeq and is a predicted model, not a curated record. Gene Ontology annotation, biological process: regulation of transcription by RNA polymerase II; cytoskeleton organization; regulation of cell shape.
CUCGACGAGAAAACAACCGCCAUUAAAAUUCACUACGAUGCCUAGUGAGUUACAGUAUAUCUAUGUGGUUCGCGUUUUACCGGAGGAAAGAGGUGUUUUCCGGGGUAUCGGUCGCCAGCGCGCGCUAGUUGUCGCCGAGGCGGAGGACUACUCGGAUGCAGCCGGGACUCAGUGCGAGCGGAGCUGAAUGGAGGCAGCCUCUUCCUGGUGGAUAAACAGUGACAGCUACAGGGCAGCCACCUAGACCCAGCACACAGGCUCUGGCGCUGCCCUGGCAAACAACAACCAAAAUGGCUUCAGACAGUACACACAUCGCGCAGUUGACUUCUGAACUGUACUUCCUAAUAGCCCGAUUUCUAGAAGCUGGACCGUGUCAAAAAGCAGCCGAGACCCUGAUAAGGGAGGUGGAGGAGAAGGAGCUGCUGCCCAAAAGGCUGGACUGGACGGGGCAGGAACACCCCGGGACGUACGAAAAUUUGGUGAAGCUCUACAGGCACAUCACUCCAGACCACCUGCUGCAGGUCUGCUCCAGAGUUUGCCCACUGCUGGAGGGGGAGGUCCCAGCCAGCGUGCCUGGACUCACCAGCCUGCUGGGGGCCGGCAGGCAGAAUCUUCUCCGCACCAGCAAGAGUUGCAAGCAUGUUGUGUGGAAGGGUUCGGCUCUGGCAGCGUUACACUGUGGACGACCACCGGAGCCUCCUAUCAUCUAUGGGAGUCCACCUAAUAUUGUGGAGACGAGCUACGGCCGUCGACUGAACGGCUCGUACCGCCUCCGGCAGCUGGUGCCCACGGCCGUGUACCAGCACAUGAAGAUGCACAAGAGGAUCCUGGGACACCUGUCGUCCGUGUACUGCGUGACCUUCGACCGGACGGGGCGACGCAUCUUCACGGGCUCAGAUGACUGCCUUGUGAAGAUCUGGGGAACAGAUGACGGGCGUCUGCUGGCGACUCUGCGCGGCCACGCUGCUGAGAUUUCAGACAUGGCCGUCAGCUACGAGAACACCAUGAUCGCUGCCGGCUCCUGCGACAAGACCAUCAGAGUGUGGUGCUUACAAACCUGCGCCCCUUUGGCUGUGCUGGAGGGACACGCUGCCUCCAUCACCUCACUGCAGUUUUCCCCUCUCUGUAGCGGCUCCAAGCGCUACCUGUCCUCCACCGGCGCUGAUGGCACCAUCUGCUUCUGGCAGUGGGACGCACGGACGCUCAAGUUCGGUCAGAGGCCCAGUAAAUUCACAGAGCGCUCCAGACCCGGCGUCCAGAUGAUCUGCUCCUCCUUCAGCGCAGGUGGUAUGUUCCUCGCCACAGGAAGCACGGACCACAUCAUCAGGGUGUACUACUUUGGAUCAGGCCAACCAGAGAAGAUCUCCGAACUUGAGUCCCAUACAGACAAAGUUGACAGCAUCCAGUUCUCACAUUGCAGUGACAGGUUUGUGAGCGGCAGCAGAGAUGGUACGGCACGAAUCUGGCAGCUGCAGCCUCAGGGCUGGAGGAGCAUUCUGCUGGACAUGCAGACCAAAUUACCAGGGAAGUACAACCCUCCUCCGCUGGAAGACAAGGUGACCAAGCUGAAGGUUACCAUGGUAGCGUGGGAUCGCCAUGACAGCACGGUGAUCACAGCGGCCAACAAUCUGACGCUGAAGGUGUGGAACUCCAUCACCGGAAAUCUGGUCCAUGUCCUGAUGGGUCAUGAGGAUGAGGUGUUUGUUCUAGAGCCGCAUCCCUUUGAUCCCAGGAUCCUUUUCUCAGCGGGGCACGAUGGGAAUUGUAUUGUGUGGGACCUGGCAAGAGGAGUAAAGAUCCGCUCCUAUUUCAACAUGAUUGAAGGCCAAGGGCAUGGAGCGUUGUUUGACUGCAAAUGUAGUCCAGAUGGGCAGCACUUUGCAGCCACCGAUUCCCACGGUCACCUGCUCAUCUUUGGCUUCGGCUCAAGCAGCAAGUAUGACAAGAUAGCGGACCAGAUGUUCUUCCAUACCGACUACCGGCCACUUAUCCGCGAUGCCAACAAUUACGUUCUGGAUGAGCAGACUCAGCAGGCUCCACACCUCAUGCCUCCCCCCUUCCUGGUGGACGUGGACGGGAACCCUCACCCACCUCGAUACCAGCGGCUGGUGCCUGGCAGGCAGGGCUGCAGAGACGAGCAGCUGAUUCCUCAGAUGGGGGUCACUUCUUCAGGUCUGAACCAAGUGGUGAGCGAGCAGGCGGUGGACGGUCCCAGUCCUCUGGAUACGAUGAUCCAGAGGCUGCAGCAGGAACAGGACCAAAGGCUGGGAACCAACGACUCCUCUGCUCCUGCCGCGACUGCAGCAAACACCAGGUCCAGCCGAGGAUCGGUGGGUUCGCCUACAGAAGUACACUCGCCGCCCAACGUGGGUCUCCGGCGCAGCGGGCAGAUCGAGGGUGUUCGCCAGAUGCACAGCAAUGCCCCUCGAAGCCAGAUGGCCACAGAGGGAGACCUGGUGGCCUGGAGCCGCCGGGUGCUGGUCCCCGAGCUGGAGGACGCCUCCGUCAGGAGACAGGUGAACUGGCGCGAAGCGAAAGGGGAAGAGGAGAUCAAUAUUUAUCAGUCAGAAAGGAGAAGACGCACAAUCCACUCUCUCCCCAAAGAGAGCAGGGUUCAUCCGACAUCAGAGUGCGUUGUGGACGAGGGGAGGAGGAGCCAGGGUAACCACGGCUACCAAACCCGCGCCGCCAUGGAGGAAACAAGCCGCCAGAGCGCCGAGGCUGCUGACGAUGAUGAGAGCACCUCAGAGGCAGAGGUGGAGGUACGACAAAUUAACGGGCACUCCUCAGAGGAGGAGAAGGACGAGGAAGAAAAGGAGCCCUGGCCAGACGACCACAGUAGUUCAAGCGACUACUCCAGUGAUUAUUCCGACUGGACAGCAGACGCAGGAAUCAACCUUGAGCCGCCCAAGAAGAGCGUUAAAGUGAAAAAGAAAAGCAGCGGCUCCGAGGAGGACGGAGAGAAGAAGAGGGAGGGCAAGAAAGAAAGGAAAAAGGACAAACCAGACAAAGACGGCGCAUUACCAAAGAAGACGAAGCCAAAGGAGAAGAGGAAGAGGACGGAGUUUCAGGAGCAAGGGCUAACUCUGGAGGAAUGGCUUCCCUCUGCCUGGAUCACGGACACGGUCCCUCGGAGAUGUCCUUACAUACCCCAGAUGGGAGACGAGGUGUACUACUUCAGGCAGGGCCAUGAGGCUUAUGUGGAGAUGGCCAAACAAAAGAUUUUCAGCAUCAAUCCUAAGAAGCAACCCUGGCACAAGAUGGAGCUACGGGAGCAGGAGCUGAUGAAGAUAGUUGGCAUCAAGUAUGAAGUGGGUUUGCCCACGCUGUGCUGUCUGAAGCUUUCGUUUUUGGACCCUGACACUGGCAAACUGACCGGAGGAUCCUUUUCUAUGAAGUACCACGACAUGCCUGAUGUAAUCGACUUCCUGAUAUUGCGGCAGCAGUUUGACAAUGCCAGAAAAAGACAGUGGGCUAUAGGCGACAGGUUUCGGUCUGUGAUUGAUGAUGCCUGGUGGUUUGGGACCAUUGAGAGCCAGGAACCCUACCAGUCCCAGUAUCAGGACAGCUUGUUCCAGUGCUACAAUGUCUGCUGGGAUAAUGGAGACACAGAGAAGAUGAGUCCUUGGGAUAUGGAGCCCAUUCCUGAUGAUGCCACGUUCCCUGAGGAGUUGGGCAUGAGUGUCCCGCUGGUCGAAGCAGAGCAGAAAGAGCUGCUGUACGUCCCCCUGGAUGGAGAAUGGGGCUGCCGCACACGUGCAGAGGAGUGCGAACGCAUCAUCAAAGCCAUCGACCAGCUCUGCACACUCGAUGUGGCAGCACCGUUUGCCUUCCCAGUGGACCUCCAAGCUUACCCCACGUACUGCACAGUGGUGGCCUACGUCACCGACCUCAGCACGAUACGCCAAAGGCUGGUGAACCGCUUCUACAGACGGCUUUCCUCCCUGAUGUGGGAGGUGCGUUACAUAGAACACAACGCUCAGACGUUCAAUGAGCCGGGAUCAUUCAUCGUCACCACCGCCAAGUUUGUCUCUGACCUCAUGCUGCAGUUCAUUAAGGACCAAAGUCUGACCGACCUCAUGCCGCUCUACAAAACCAUGAAGAAAGCAACCUUCUCUGACUCCGAAGAUGAGGAUGAUGAGGAAGACGAUGAAGAUACGAAUACUCCUGGAACAUCCACACGAAACCACAAGGGCCGUCGACCCAUGCAGCGCACACUGCGAACCCGACCUCCUUCAUACGACCCUCACGCAUGGAGAGGCCGCUGCAAGGAGUUGCUGGAUCUCAUCUUUCAGUGUGAAGACUCUGAGCCUUUCAGAGAACCUGUGGACCUGCAAGAAUACCCGGACUACCUGCAAAUAGUCGACUCACCCAUGGACUUUGGCACCGUUCUCAACACGCUGACGGAAGGAAAGUACCAGUCUCCCAUCGAGCUCUGCAAAGACGUCAGGCUCAUUUUUAGCAAUUCCAAAGCAUACACGCCCAGCAAGAAGUCUCGGAUAUACAGCAUGAGUCUGAGGCUGUCUGCGCUGUUUGAGGAACACGUCAGCUCCAUCCUGGCCGACUACAAAGCCAUCCACGGUCUGACAGAUAAACUGACCAGACAGGGCUCAGACAGACAGACACGACACACUACAGACAGACAAACACGGCACGCGAUAAAGCGCAGGAGGAGGAGGAGCGAUUCUCCCGCCAGCAGCACUGCAUCCAGUCCAGAGAGGAAGAGGCGAGUGUCUUCCAGGGUGACUGCAAAGAAGGAGCCCUCACCGCCUCCUUCACGACCCCCGUCUCUGAGGCAGAGCAUCCCCCCGAAACAGCCUCCUCAGCUGGUCAACGGCAAGGCGGACGCUCCGACUCCGGGGCGAACACGCAGCGGAACACGCCAUUCUACGCACUCUCCACCCUCCUCAUCCUCCUCGCAGAGCAUCACCAACAACACACCGAGCGCAGCAGAGUCCACUCGCUCGUCGCGGACUCAUAACUCUGUGUCGGCUUCUGCACCACCAGCUCCUGAAAAGGUGACGCCGUCCCAACCCACAGAGUUCAGCGGUGGAAGCACUCGUCGGAAACUCAGGACGCCUGUGAGACACACCCCUGGCUCUCCUGUCAUUCCUGCAUCUCAAAGCACAGUCCACCUGAACGGCCACAGCAGUCAUGUGACUCUGGGUGUCGGCCGACGGGGGCGGAAGUCCAGGACGGAGGCGCCGGUGAGUCCUCCGGAAGUCACGACUCCAGCGAGCCCCUCGAGACCCAGAGGUCGACCGCCCGGCAAGAAGAGAGGCAGGAAGAGCAAGCAGGAGCUGGAGGAAAUGAGGAGGAGCGGCAACCGCAGGAGCUCCACCCCCGACGACGAGCUCGACCAAUCCACGGGCGACGAAGGCGGCACGUCUUCCGCACAGGAAACCUCGGUUCUGUCGGACUCCGGCACGACGCACAGAAGGCGAGGUCGGCCCCGAAUCAUAAGAACUGAGGAACCCCCGCCUCCUGCCGAGUCACCCGAACCCUCGCCGCUGAGGAGGAGCAGCAGGAGAGCCAACGAGGAGGUGACGCCUCCUCAGGCCGCCUCGCAGCGACCGCUUCGGAAGGAGUCGCCGAAGGAGGAGGAUGGGGCAGGAGGGUCGAUGCGAACACGUAACCAGGGGCGACGGUCGGCCUGGUACAUGGAGGAGGACUCUGAGGAGGAACAGAGGCAGCUGCUGUUUGAGGACUCAUCAAUAACCUUUGGCACCUCCUCCAAGGGUCGCGUCCGCAAACUGACAGAAAAGGCCAAAGCCAACCUGAUCGGCUGGUAACACACAGGCUGGCUGAGGAGAUUUCUGAGCUUAAGCGCGGAGGAGUCGAGGAAGUCCUGCUUGUAUGCAUUUGUGUGUGUGGAGAUGCUGGUGUGGCUGCUACUAUUUGAAGCUGUGGCUUCUGAGGGAAAAACCGCGGUGUUCGCUCCUCACCUUCCUCUGCCCAGUUAGCACAUCAGCACCGAGGGUCACUUCUUCUUCUAAGUCCUCCUACAUUAUUGAUCCAUGUUGGAUCCCACAGGAGCGCACGGAGUCUUACGCUGGUGGUGUCGGGACGCACUCCUGUCCGCUGAAUCACUCUGAACCUCCGUCUGACCUUAAACGCAGCUGGGCAAAGACUUUUAGUACUUGAAAACACAAAAUGAGGAGAACGGAUGUAUCUUUAUCUCGCUAUUUUUGACGACUUUUUGCCCGUGGAGCUGAAGCUGUGGGGCCGGUGAUGGACAACAAACCGCCGGCCUGACAAACGUCCUACAACCCCCCCCACCUUCUUCUUCAUUCGCCCUGCUCUUUUUUAUACAACCCGCUCUCUGCUUUUUCUAAGAUUUGUACGUGAUGAUCGGCUGUCUGCUUUUGGAAGUCUUACACGUCGGCUGACCUGAGCGUGUACGUCUGCGCUAAAAUACCAAAUGGUGUACCUUUUUGUAGGUACUGUAGAUCUGUAGGUUUUGUUUACUAUUGAUGUGUUUUGUUUUUUGUUUUGGUUUUUUUUUUGCAUGUCAGUUAGAAAGUUUUUUCUUUUUCCUGACGCUGUUUUUACUGUGAGGAGGAGGAACAGGAUGCGUGGGUGAAAGGGGUCAUGUAUGUCGAUGUAGAUCACGUUUCAACGCGUCCUCAACAUUAGCAAUACCUUGUGCCUUUAUGUCUUCGGCGUGUGUGUGUGUGUGGGUGUGUGUGUGUGUGUGUGCGCUUGGCCUCUGCCCUGCAAAGUACAUGUGCCUGUCGGUGUGUGUGUGUGUGUGUUGUGCGAGUAAAUUCAAGGUGUGCGUGUGUUUUUUUUAUAACACAACUGAGCGUGUCGUUCACUUUCGGCGUACAAACAGUGGCAUACAGUUUGAUCGUUGUGAAACCUCUCAAAGAAAUGUAUUUAUAGCAGUGGAAAAAAAGAAUUUACUGUUGUUGUAAACAUACCAUUAUCCAUGUCGAUAUAUUAUCCUAUAACCAACCUAUCGUCAGUUUAUACCUAAGGUACGGAGAGCGGAGGAUUUGGGGCGACUAGCUUUCGAGAUGCACUUACCACAGACCGGUUAUCAGUGCAGUCUUAGGGAGGAACCAUGUGUAUUUUGAAACAUAUACAAAUGAACUUUUCACACACACACACACACACACAUACACACACACACACAUACACACACACACACACACACAGUUGUGUCUCGCAUGUUCUAGCACUUUCUCAUGUCUGAAGCAAGCAGGACGGAAAGCAAACCAGAGAGAGAAACAAGUCAUAUAUCAUCAUUCUGAUUGUGUGCCUUUGCUACUCUGGCAUAUUGAAUCCACGGUUUUUCUCCUUUUCGGGGCCUUGUUUUGAUUUGUUUGUUUGUUUUUUUGGGACUUUCCGGUUCUGUCUGGGACUUCAGGCUCGUACGAGAAAAGACUGAGGAGUCCGACAGGGGGAGACGUACGUUCUGCGUCACACUUUGUACACACCACAACACAAAGCGGACCGAUUUCUAAACGACAUUUUUCUGUUUCCGCCCUCCAGCGCAGAGCCAAAAUCUUGCACCUCGUGUUGUGGGGUUGACUGGGGAGAACUGGACAGUAGCAUCUAUAUCCACUUCCAUCAGACACAUAUUACUAAACGUAUAACCCAUCUGCUCAUCGUUGGUUCUUUUUGUCGUUACGUCAAUGCCAAAUCCUGUCUUUGGGCACUGAACUUUUAGAACAUGGCUUUUUGAAUGUCUUUUAUUUUCUAAAGAGGUUUUAUCGUCUCCAUAGUGAGUGUGUCGAGCUCUUUUUACAUAUUACGUGUCAACUGUUUUCCGUCUGUGUCCCUGCCAUACAGGAGGAUGGGAUGGUGUUCUUACACUCUGCCACACGUAUGUUAGGGGAUCAUUUACACAAACUCUGCCGUCGUUAGCUCCACAAACGCCUCGUUUACAUCGUGUAUAUGAAGGGUUUUAUUCCAGUUUGAGACACGUUCCUUCAUAAGGGACAGAAAUGAAAGUAAAUCCCAUUAUUUGGAUUUAAAGGUGGUGAUCUUUGGCCAUAAAAAUACACCGAUCAGCCACAGAAUUAAAGCAAAUACCACUGAUUAUCUCAUUACAGUGCUCUGCUGGGAACCAGUUAGAACUACAUUAAUUUAUUGAUUAGUUUUAAAGGUCAUUGCCAACUGUUUUGACAACUGAUUAUUCAGUUUGAGUGUUUCUUUUGGGAGAAAAUAGUGUAAUUAUUCAAAUAUUUGCUUGACUUUUUCCUUCACUUGAAUAUUUUCUUACCUUCUUUCACUUUAUCAGUAAACUUAACACCUUUAGGUUAUGGACCAAACAACACAUUUGUCAUCUUGGGCUUUAAGGAAACAGAUUUUUAACAAUUUUCGGUUAUUUUUGAUUGACGAAACAGGUACAUUUUUAAUUCCCUUGCAUUUUAUGUACAGCAGUUACUUUAAAAAUCAAGAUUUUAAAUACAAAAUAUAACUUUUACUUAAAAAAUGUCAGAUUUUUAGCUUUUUACGUGUGAUUUUUAUUUCAUUUGUCUCUUCUGUGACAGUAAACGGAAUCUCUUUGGGUUUGUCGUCUUGGGGCUUUGGCAAAGGCAGCAUAAACAUUAUUAAUGUUGUUGCUGAUCGGUGCAUUUUGCUGGUUUUAAUUGUUCAAAUGAAUCUAUAAACUCUUCAUAUUCACUUUCAGGGUUUGGGAUUUGUUUUUCUAUCUCAGCCAAUAAAAUUCACGUACAGAUGGGUGACAAAUUAAAGGAAAAGCCUGAACCCUGGACCCCUACUGUGAGGAGAUCUGGUGGCAUUUUUGCGACAUCGUUCGGAUCCGUUUGUUCCAUCAGAACAUUUCACCAAAUGAGGGAGUUUAUGUUGAAAGAAUUGUUUUAAUUCCCCCACACAUCAGGAAGCAGUGAAGCUUUACUGAGACACUUUAUUUGAGCUUUUUCCUUUAAUUUGUCACUCGUGUGUAUAUGCACAGAUUGUCAUGAGUAGAGUGCAGGUCUUAAAUUUGCUGAUCCAGGCUUCUCAAACUUGAAAUAUGAGCUAAUUUCUAAAGAAUGGCACCCAUCUUGCUUCAGGAAAGAUAACUGCACUUUUGGCCCACUACGUAGCAGCCAUGGUAUCCCCAGUUAAUAAGGGGAUAAAGGAGAAUAUUUGUCGUAUCUCAGCUUAUUUUCCAGUGAAAUAUGUAAGUAAUGACCAUCUUCAUCAAUAUCUGUGUUCAUCAGAUCUGCCAAAGUAGAAGAGCUGAUUUAGUUUUAUCACCUGAACCACAGAAGUCAUCUGAAAGGGGCUUUAAAAGAAGACAGGCAGCAGGAAGUGGUGAGUUCAUCUGCUCACAUUUUAUUCCAUUUUCAGAUAUGAUUUAAGCUUUUUUUUUUAAUUGAGAAGUUUGGAAUCGGCGCCUUCAGAGCUGCACUUCUACCGUGAUAUCUUUGGAGCUCAUGUAAACACGGCCUGUGCUAACGUGUGGCAGAGUUUGUGUGUGUGUGUGUGUGUGUCUGUAAUGUGUGUGUGUGUGACGUGGCUGCAUGUAAGCCACCAGGAAGCGUUAUGGGAUGUUUUAAGGGGACGCGGGACGGGGAAGGACGAAGAGAAAAGGGGGUAAAAAGGGGCGUUUCACUGAUUGACGAGGUUGUCUUUGUUAGUUUGGAUACUUUUUAUAUAUAAAGGAAUUAAUGCAAAAAAGACGCAUAAAGCUAGAAUGUAUGUGUAGGGGAGUACUGCUGUCCUGUUAGUUCAUACCAAUAUUUUAAGUAAAUAAACAGUUGUGUUUCCAUA